ACCAUUAAGACAUUGAGUUUUGUUCUGAAAAAAAGUCAUCUAUUUAGAAAUUGAAAAAAUGCUCAAAUCAAUUAUUUUGUUUGCCACCUUUGUGUCAAUCACAUUGGCUCAACCUGAACUGGCAUCACUUGAAGCUGAUGGUUUUCUUACCGAUGAAUACAUCGAUUAUUUGAAUAAUAUCAAAUCCAGUACCUGGAAGGCUGGACGAAAUUUCAACAAACAUAUUAAUACCGAUUAUGUACGUGGUUUAUUAGGUUCACUUGAUCAAACAUUGCCAUUGGAAACAUCGUUGCCCACCAAAUAUGUUUCAAACAUUGAUACUAAAUCAAUUCCAGAAAAUUUCGAUUCCCGAACACAAUGGCCAAAAUGCAAAACAAUCAAACAGAUCCGUGAUCAAGGAACUUGUGGAUCAUGUUGGGCUUUUGGUGCUGUUGAAGCUAUUUCUGAUCGUAUCUGUAUUGCUACAAAUGGUACUACUGAUGUUAUGAUCUCAGCUGAAGAACUAUUAUCCUGUUGUCGUAAUUGUGGUUAUGGAUGCAAAGGUGGUUGGACGUUGCCAGCAUGGUCUUAUUGGGUUUCAAAUGGUUUGGUUUCCGGUGGCUUGUAUGGAACAAGUGAUACAUGUGAACCUUACACCAUUCAACCAUGUGAACAUCAUACUACGGGUCCAUUACCACAAUGUUCUCAACUAGGUGAAUCCCGUACACCUAGAUGUAAGCAACAAUGCGUUUCUGGAUAUACUAAAUCAUUCCAACAAGAUAAACAUUAUGGACAAAAGGCCUAUAAUGUUAUCAGGAUGCAAUCACAGAUCCAACAUGAAAUUAUGACCAAUGGCCCGGUAGAAGCAGGUUAUAUUGUCUAUUCAGAUUUUGUAAACUACAAAAGCGGUGUAUACCAACGACACAGUAGCCAAACAUUAGGUGGUCAUGCUAUCAAAAUUCUUGGUUGGGGCGUUGAAAAUGGUACACCAUAUUGGUUGUGUGCUAAUUCCUGGAAUACUCGUUGGGGUGAUGAAGGUUUUUUCAAAAUUCGUCGUGGUACUAAUGAAUGUGGUAUCGAAAGCAAUAUUGUUGCUGGUAUUCCAAGAACCAAUUAAAUGAAAAAAAUUAUUUCCAAUAACUUUAUUCAUUCAUUUAUAAUUUGAAAAUGAAAUUCAAUUAAAAUUAUUUAAAAAAAAUAACCAUUAAAAACAAUCAAAUUUUAUCACACACACACAAAAAAAAAACAAGAAUAUAUUUUGCACGCGUAAAAAUACCUGUACACAAACACACACACACCUGCAUACAUACACUAUUGAUAUGGUAAAUGGCAAACGAUUGUCUCAUUGUUGUUGAUGAUUAUCAUUGAUUAAAAAAGAAAAAAAAACUGUCAUAUUAUGAUGAA
Messenger RNA from Dermatophagoides farinae (American house dust mite), 1383 nucleotides. Its product is annotated as cathepsin B-like. The record is from RefSeq and is a predicted model, not a curated record. Lineage: Eukaryota; Metazoa; Arthropoda; Arachnida; Sarcoptiformes; Pyroglyphidae. Gene Ontology annotation, biological process: proteolysis; regulation of catalytic activity. Gene Ontology annotation, molecular function: cysteine-type endopeptidase activity.